AUGUCGCUUGACUCUCAGAUAACAGCGCUGACAAGCGCCGUGCAAUCCAACAGGCAAAGUAUUGACGAUGCCACUCGGUUCAAGGCCAUCAAAGCUGCCCAGGACUUACUGGCAGCUCUGGGUUCCCCAGCUGAAACCGUCAUACAGGAUGUCGUCCUGAACUCGGUCCUUCUCAUGGCACUUCGCAUGGGUGUCCAGCUCGGUGUUUUCACGGCAAUCAGAGAUAAUCAAGGCCAGACGACGACAACGCAGCAGAUCGCUGAUAAAUCCGGUGCAAGUGUAGUUCUCGUGGACCAAAUCAUGAGGUUGCUCACAGCGUCCGGUUAUGUUCUCGAAGAGGAUGUCCAGACAUACAAGCCUUCACCCCUCACGAUGGUGAUGGCUGAGCAGACUUUCGAGGCGACAACAAGAGCAUGCUUCGAUAUUGGCAACUUCUGUACCACGAGAGCCCCGGAGUUCUUUCGGAAGAACAACAACCAGUUUCCUGAAUCUGCCAAAAACACGCCUUUCCAGCUGGCAAUGAACACGGAACUCAGCUACUUCGAGUGGCUUGGCCAGAAUCCUGAGCUGGCAAGAGACUUUCAACAAUGGAUGACCCUGAAGCAGCAGGCAACACCAAACUGGUUUGAUUGGUUCGACAUUAGAGGCUCUAUCCUGGAUGGAUUCAACAGUAACUCUGCUGACAAUGUCUUGAUGGUUGAUGUCGGAGGAGGCGAGGGGCACUAUCUGCACGCGCUGAAUGAGAAACUCCCGUCUCUUCCUGGGCGUUUGGUCCUGCAGGACUUGCCGCAUGUUGUGUCAAGUAUAGAGAAUCCUCCAAAAGGAACCGAGCUGAUGCCGCAUGAUUUCUUCACUCCACAGCCAGUGAAAGGUGCUCGGGUAUAUUAUAUGCACUGGAUCUUGCAUGACUGGGCAGAUGAGCAAGCCCGCAAGAUCCUCACUAACCUCGUCGCAGCCAUGGAGCCCGGUUAUUCGCGCCUCAUUAUCAACGACUAUAUCAUUCCUGAUAGAGACUGUGACUUUCCCACCGCCUGCAUGAGUAUCAUGAUGAUGGUGCAGGUCGGCGCAUUCGAGCGGUCCGAGAAACAAUGGCGCGAGCUGCUCAACUCGGUCGGACUGAAGGAUGUCAUCUUCCACCAGCCACCUGGUAGUGGGGAAGGUAUCAUCGAAGCUAUCAAGUCAUGA
Messenger RNA from Aspergillus ibericus CBS 121593, 1185 nucleotides. RefSeq names its product sterigmatocystin 8-O-methyltransferase precursor. NCBI's taxonomy places the organism in Eukaryota, Fungi, Ascomycota, Eurotiomycetes, Eurotiales, Aspergillaceae. The record is from RefSeq and is a predicted model, not a curated record. The transcript has 5 exons. The coding region runs from base 1 to 1185 and encodes 394 amino acids. Gene Ontology annotation, molecular function: O-methyltransferase activity.